Molecule: messenger RNA, 756 nt
Organism: Thelazia callipaeda (thelaziosis nematode)
Lineage: Eukaryota; Metazoa; Nematoda; Chromadorea; Rhabditida; Thelaziidae
Source: the annotation of a GenBank genome assembly
AUGGAUUGGAACAUAAUGGAAUGGAACGAGAUGGAAUGUAAUGGAAGGGAUUGGAACAGAAUGGAAUGGAACGGAACGGAAUGUGAUGGAAAGGAUUGGAAACGGAACGGAAUGGAAUGUAAUGGAAGGGAUUGGAAAUGGAGUGGAGUGGAAUGUAAUGGAAUGGAAUGCAAUGGAAUGGAAUGGAAUGUAAUGGAAUGGAUUGGAACAGAAUGGAGUGGAACGGAAUGGAAUGAGUUGGAAACAGAAUGGAAUGUAAUGGAAGGAAUUGGAAACGGAACGGAAUGGAAUGUAAUGGAAUGGAUUGGAACAGAAUGGAAUAUAAUGGAAGGGAUUGGAACAGAAUGGAAUGGAACGGAACAGAAUGUAAUGGAAGGGAUUGGAAACGAAACGGAAUGGAAUAUAGUGGAAGGGAUUGGAAAUGGAAUGGAAUGUAAUGGAAUGGAAUGGAUUGGAACAGAAUGGAAUGAGUUGGAAAUGGAGUGGAAUGUAAUGGAAGGGAUUGGAAACGGAACGGAAUGGAAUGUAAUGGAAGAGACUGGAACAGAAUGGAAUAUAAUGGAAGGGACUGGAACAGAAUGGAAUGGAACGGAAUGGAAUAUAAUGGAAGAGAUUGGAAACGGAACGGGAUGGAAUGUAAUGGAAUGGAAUGUAAUGGAAUGGAUUGGAACAGAAUGGAAUGGAACGGAAUGGAAUGUAAUGGAAGGGACUGGAAACGGAACAAAAUGGAAUGUAAUGGAAGGGAUUGGAAAUUGA